AUGGGGCGCCGUGGGAGUCCACCCGACCGACCGACCCAUCGGCCGCGCCACCUCCUCACCCCCGGGAGCCUUCGGUGCCGGCUGGAGCCGAAAAAGAAGUUCAAAUUCCGCGUGGAGCUGGAACUGGACGAGCUCUCCUCGGUGCCCUUCGUCAACGGGAUCCUCUUCUGCAAGGUGCGGCUGCUGGACGGCGGGAGCUUCAGCGGAGAGGCCUCCAGAGAGGUGGUGCAAGCAAACUGUGUUCAUUGGAAGAAGAGGUUUUCAUUUAUAUGUAAAAUAAGUGCAAGUGCCACUACAGGGAUUCUGGAUCCCUGCAUCUGCAGAGUCUCUGUACGAAAGGAAUUAAAAGGAGGGAAGGCUUAUGCAAAGUUGGGUUUUGCAGACCUCAACCUGGCAGAGUUUGCUGGAUCAGGAAAUACCACUCGCCGUUGCUUACUGGAAGGUUAUGAUACCAAAAACACAAGGCAGGACAAUUCAAUUCUCAAAAUCUUAAUCAGCAUGCAGCUAAUGUCUGGAGACCCAUGCUUUAAAACACCUCCAUCCACAGCAAUGUCUGUAUCAAUUGCUGGAGAAUCAGAAUCCCUGCAUGAAGACAGGAAAGGUGCAGAGAACACUAAAGUGUCACAUUUGACUGUAUCAGAUUUUACAAACAAAAGCAUCUCAGCCCCAGAUGAACUUGGAGCAUGUGGACAUUCUAGGACUUCUAGUUAUGCAAGCCAGCAGUCAAAAGUGUCAGGAUACAGCACUGCUCAUUCCAGAUCAUCCAGUUUCUCUGAUCUCUGUCAUAAAAGAAAUACCUCUGCAGGAAGUACAUCAACUGGUAUAAGUAGUAUUCUAGAGCCAUGUGAAGAGAAAGAAUCCAAAAGUAUUGAGGAUAAUUUGGAAGCAACCAUGAAAGAUGCAGUCUCAGAAAAUUCAAACAGGCAACCAGUAAAACAGGAUUCUGUGGAAUCACAGCUAAAGAGGGUGGAUGCCACAAGAGUUGAUGCAGAUGAUAUUGUUGAAAAAAUACUGCAGACUCAAGACUUCAGUUUGGACUCAAGUGCAGAAGAGGAAGGACUGAGACUUUUUGUAGGUCCUGGAGGGAGCACUGCUUUUGGAAGUCAUCACUUACCUAAUAGAGUGGGAUCUGGAGCUUAUGAACAAGUAGUGAUAAAACGCUAGAAGAACUGGACUAAGUUGAUGGAUUUCCAGAAUUUAUUUCUCAAUAUUAUCAAAGAUGAGAUCUUCUGAAAGCUGGCAUACACUGGCCUGAAUCUUAUCAGUUUAGAUUCUUUAUAUUGAAAAUACCCUCUUCUAAAACCACCUAUGAUAUAAGGGCAAUUUUCCAUCUUUUAGUAUGUUGCUAAUUUGUUGAAAAAUUUGUUGAUGGACUUGUUGCAUUGUUCAUAUGUAAAUCAAAUUGCUUUUUUGGAAAGAGAAAAAAUUCUAUAUAAUUGAACAUAUAUUGAAAUCAGUUGUCAGUAAGUGGAAAUGCCUUCAGUAGUGUUUCCUAUAGGCAAAUCAGAAUAGGAAAUGGGAAGUACUGAUUCAAGGAAGUGUUUUGAGAAAGUAAUACUUUUAUAAAUAUGUGUAGCUUUAAAAUGUAAUAUGCAUUUCAGUAAUGUGUUUUAUUGUCACUUGAAAAUGAGUGACUAACCCUAAGUUUAAGAGGAUUUAUGUGCAUAUUGUAUUACUGUUUGAACAGUACUCAGAGUCAAGUAAGUGCUGUAUUCUGAAAACUAUAUUUGAAAAGUGUAAGGUUGUAUUGACUGACAUUUGAGCUGUACCAAAAUCAUCACAGGUUUGAAUGAGAACUCUGAGUUCAUAGGAUGAUUUGCAGAGAAAGCUUGGAGAAUAACAUUUGAGAGUGCCUUGUUUCUAAGGAAAAGGGAGUUACAGACUAUUUUAUUAAGAUUUAAUAAUAAAUAAUAAACAGCUAUAAAGAGAAGCACUUUAUAAAGUUUACUUCAGUCCAUGUGAAAUCCAUUCUUUUAGUUGAAUUUCUGACUUGGGCCCAACUUAAAUCAGACAAAUGAUGUAAUAGCAAUUCCCUUAGUUUUUGUUGCAUUAUGUUUGCCAGUCAUAAAGUACUGUAGCUGUAUAGAUCCAUGCAUGAAGGAAACACUUGCUAAAUGCAACAUCACCUGUGUAAAAACGUACAUGGAUGAGCGCUUUGCUCCUAGCACUGUCCAGUUUUAAAUUGCUUUUUUCCAUGCCUUCUUAAAUAGGACUUAUUUCAAUGAGACUUACACAGAAGAAAUAUCCUGGUAGAACUGUGAUGUAUAAACAUUUGUAUAAACAAAACAAUAUAAUUUGCCUAUGCAACAAUUUCAAUGAAGCAUUAUCUGACAGCAGAAACAUCACAUUUUAUUUUUGCAAACGGUAUGAAAACUGCCAAUAGUUUUGAACUGUAUCAAUAGUUGUUUAAUAGCUGGUCUCAUGUCUUUAAAAAACAGAAAUUGUUAUACCUUUAAAAACAACUUUAAAUAAGCUAAUUA
Molecule: messenger RNA, 2480 nt
Organism: Python bivittatus (Burmese python)
Lineage: Eukaryota; Metazoa; Chordata; Lepidosauria; Squamata; Pythonidae
Gene: EEIG2
Product: EEIG family member 2
Source: RefSeq, a predicted model, not a curated record